UUUGAACUUAAUUCCGUUUUGAAAUGAAAAUAUAUGUUUGAUUGCUCUGGUCUAGGGGCGCAUCAGUUGCAGCCUUGAGAAUCGAAUUUUCUCUCCGCAACUCCCUAGUCAUUAUCUCUACACUACAACAAAGUAGUCUAACUGUACUGUAGACAACAAUAUUUCAUUCCAUACAAAUAAAUAAUAGCUUCCACAAUGGAUCGGGACAAAUCUAGCCCGUCCCCCUCCACCUUCCAGGAGUCCCCAGGUCAAUCGCCUCCCUGUACUUUACUGCUGGGUCUGGUCGACUGCAGGAAAACACCGGGGCAGAGUGGAACUGAGAGAGGAGAAGAGGAACAUGGAGAUGUGAUUUCAUUAAGUAAGAACCAUGGGGACAGCCCUAAUCGUUGCUCUCUCAGUGGGAGGGGCUUAUCAUCUGGGGAGCCUCAACAUCAUAAUGCUGACAAGAAAGAGAAGAGUCUCUCCAGAUCAGAACACCUCAAGAAACACCAGCAUAGAGGUAUAGGGAAGAAACCUCACCACAGCUGCUCUGACUGUGGGAAGAGUUUUGCUAAACAGAAGGAUUUGAUCAUUCACAAACGGAUUCACACCGGAGAGAAACCGUACCACUGCUCUCAGUUUGGGAAGAGUUUCGCUGCAUCUAAAACCUUAACAUCUCAUCAGAGAAUUCAUACAGGGGAGAGGCCUUAUCCCUGCUUUGGUUGUAGGAAAUGCUUCAAUCAGUCAGGAGACCUGACUACACACCAACGCAUACACACAGGAGAGAAGCCUUAUAGCUGUGAUCAAUGUGGGAAAAGCUUCAAUAAAUCAGGAGCCCUGACUAGACAUCAACGCAUACACACAGGAGAGAAGCCUUAUAGCUGUGAUCAAUGUGGGAAAAGCUUCAAUAAAUCAGGAGCCCUGACUAGACAUCAACGCAUACACACAGGAGAGAAGCCUUAUAGCUGUGAUCAGUGUGGGAAGAGCUUCAAUCAAUUAGUACAUCUGACCACACACCAACACAUACACACAGGAGAGAAGCCUUAUAGCUGUGAUCAAUGUGGGAAAAGCUUCAGUAAUUCAGGCGCCAUGACUAGACACCAACGCAUACACACAGGAGAGAAGCCUUAUAGUUGUGAUCAGUGUGGGAAGAGUUUUGCUCAAGAUUUCUCCCUGACUACACACCAACGUAUACACAGAGGAGUGAAGCCUUAUAGCUGUGAUCAGUGUGGGAAGAAUUUCUGGACCUCAGGACACCUGACUACACACCAGCGAAUACACACAGGGGAGAAGCCUUAUAGCUGUGAUCAGUGUGGGAAGAAUUUCUAUACGUCAGGACACCUAACUACACACCAGCGAAUACACACAGGGGAGAAGCCUUAUAGCUGUGAUCAGUGUGGGAAGAGCUUCAAUCAUUCAGGAUCCCUGAUUAUACACCAACGCAUACACACAGGAGAGAAGCCUUAUAGCUGUGAUCAGUGUGGGAAGAGUUUCAAUCAUUCAGGAGCGCUGACCACACACCAACGCAUACACACAGGAGAGAAGCCUUAUAGCUGUGAUCAGUGUGGGAAGAGCUUCAAUUAUUCAGGAAACUUGACUGCACACCAACGCAUACACACAGGAGAGAAACCUUAUAGCUGUGAUCAGUGUGGGAAGAGCUUCAGUCGAUCAGGAGACCUGAUUACACACCAACGCAUACACACAGGAGAGAAGCCUUAUAGCUGUGAUCAGUGUGGGAAGAGCUUCAAUCGAUCAGGACCCCUGACUAUACACCAACGCAUACACACAGGAGAGAAGCCUUAUAGCUGUGAUCAGUGUGGGAAGAGUUUUGUUCGAGAUUCCAAUCUGAUUGCACACCAACGAGUACACACAGGAGAAAAGCCUUAUAGCUGUGAUCAGUGUGGGAAGAGCUUCAAUCAAUCAUUAGAACUGACUAGACACCAACGCAUACACACAGGAGAGAAACCUUAUAGCUGUGAGCAUUGUGGGAAGAGCUUCAAUCAAUCAGGAAACUUGACUAAACACCAACGCAUACACACCGGAGAGAAGCCUUAUAGCUGUGAUCAGUGUGGGAAGAGUUUUGCUCUAGAUUUCACCCUGACUACACACCAGCGAAUACACACUGGAGAGAAACCUUAUUCCUGUCUAUGUGGAAAGAGCUUUGCUCAUUCAGGGUCACUAAAAAAACACAAUGCAGCACAAACAUGUUUUCUUUGAUCUCCCUCUCAGGCACUGGUUCCAGAUCCCUAAAUAAAGUUUAAAUAGAAAACAUCUUGUAAAGAGUUAUUAUCUCCCAUUCUCUAAGUCUGAUUACCAUGGUAACCUGUGUUGCUAAUAUGCAGCUCUGGAUCUAUAUGUAUCAAGCGUCUUUGAGUAGGAGUCCUGUGUGUGGUGAGGUUUUCAGAGCUGUAUGUUAUUUCAUUAACUCCUGUUAUCCAUUAAAUAAUGUAGGAUAAUGUUUCAACAAUGGUAGGUUCAUAUUAAUGUGUGAGGGAAAUGUUGUCUGAAGACAGAGUCUUGAAUUGUACAUCUUUCCUCAUACAAUCAUUGGUUCCUGUAGGUAGAGAUAUGAGGGGAGACGGUCAUGACCCCCUCAGACCUUUUGGCAGAAGGCCCAGAACAUGUUCUAUAUGUUAAGAUCGGAGACGGUUCCAGUCACAUGCAGUUUCAGUCACAUGCAGGAACCAAACGUUAAUGAUGAAUUAAUUAUGAAUAAUGUAAAUCAUGCAAAUAUAACUUGUCUGUGUAAGCAGUAUUUUAGAGAACUAAAGACUACCCUGAAAGAGCUCCAGACCGAUGUGUACUCUGCUGCUUUAAGUUGGUUGGAACCUCUCCAGCUGGCUGAUAAUAAAUCAUUAUUCAUUUAAGUUUCACUGAGUCCCAGUUAGUAAUUUUCAGAACACAUGUCUUCAAUACAAGCAUACAUUAAAUCUAUUGUCUUAUGUGAAGGAGAUGUCACACUGCAUGAGGCAAAUGGUGGUCACACCAGAUACUGACUACCUUUUUUUUAAAGGUAUCUGUGACCAACAGAUCUGUAUUCCCAGUCAUGUGAAAUCUAUAGAUUAGGGCAUAAUUCAUUAAUUUAAAUUGACUGAUUUCUUUAUAUGAACUUUAACUCAGUAAAAUUGUACAAAUUGUUGCAUGUUGCGUUAAUAUUUUGUUGAGUGCAAUAACAAUUGAAGAAACUAAUGGAAGAUAUCAUUUCUGCCUCCCAGGUUGCAGUUCCAAUGGCUUCCACUAAAUGUCACUAGAUGUCAACAGUCUUUAUACAAGGCUGGCUUGUUUUUUUUUUAAAUUAAGAAGUAUUUGUAGUCUUUCCAAGGUGAGCGCCAAUGCAAAUAUGAUCUCUGCAAACAUCAGGACAUUUCUUUAAAAACUGCAUUGUCAGCAGAAGAGCGUUCUUCGUUCUUUUACUUUCCUAUUGGACAUAGUAAUCUCAGUCUGAAAUAUUAUUGUGUUUUUUUUAGAUGUUAGACAUUCUGAGGAUUAAUAAAAAACAUUGUUUGACUUAUUUGGAUGAACUUUGCUGGUAACCUUUUGG
Oncorhynchus mykiss (rainbow trout) is the source of this 3520-nucleotide messenger RNA. NCBI's taxonomy places the organism in Eukaryota, Metazoa, Chordata, Actinopteri, Salmoniformes, Salmonidae. The record is from RefSeq and is a predicted model, not a curated record.